AUGUGUCUCCUGAAGUACUUCUUUGUUUAUGCAGAUCUUAAGAAUGCAGUAAAGGAAGGAGAUGGCAAGAGAGUUGGAACCCUGCACAAACAGUUGCUGCCCCUUUUCAAGUCAAUGCCUGGAUUCAAUGCCUAUGCAAUUGAGAUGUUCAUAAACAUUGUGCAGAAUGAAGUGUUACUUUCAGAGGCAGAAUCACAUCAGUGUACUUGGGCUGCCACUGCAAACUGGAAAGGUGGACCUGGAAAGAACAUCGAAAUUGACAUUCUGCAAGAGAACAGGAACAAAGACAUCAAGAAAGAGAUACGGGGAAUGGGUGCAAACAAAACUGACAAAGCAAUCGACCGUGCCAGCAGAGCUGCUGGGGGACAAUGGAAAAUAGUGGAAAAUUUUGAACAGCAAGUUGGCAGAGGUGUCCAACAUUCUUCACAUAGUCACAAAUCCUCUGCAACAGAUGAAAGCAAAGUAUGCAGGGAUCUUAAACCAUUCGCU
Messenger RNA from Porites evermanni, 489 nucleotides. The record is from the annotation of a GenBank genome assembly. NCBI's taxonomy places the organism in Eukaryota, Metazoa, Cnidaria, Anthozoa, Scleractinia, Poritidae.